AUGUGUAAAUUUACAAAUUCAACAUCUUCUUCCACUAAUAUUCAAGAUAGAGAAGUUUUACCAACAAAUGUUAAACCUUUACAUUAUGAUUUAACUUUAGAACCAAUUUUUGAAAAUUUUAAAUUUAAUGGUGAAGAAACAAUUGAGUUUGAUGUUAAUGAAGAAACAAAUUACAUCACAUUAAAUUCAUUAGAAAUUGAUAUUCAUGAAGCUAAAAUCAACGAUGUCAAAAUUGAAAAUUUUGAAUUUAACGAAGAGAAACAAAUUGUUACUUUUAGAUUUGAAGAUUAUCUUAAACAAGGUGCUAAAGCUUAUUUAUAUUUGAAAUUCACUGGUGAAUUGAAUGAUAAGAUGGCUGGGUUUUAUAGAGCUUCAUAUCAAGAAGAUGGUAAAAAAAAAUAUAUGGCAACUACUCAAAUGGAACCUACUGAUUGUAGAAGAGCAUUUCCUUCAUAUGAUGAGCCAUCAGCUAAAGCUAAAUUUACUAUUUCAUUAAUUGCUAACAAGGAUCUUGUUUGUAUAUCAAAUAUGAAUGAAAAAGAAACGAAUUUAAUUGGAGAUGACAAGAAAAAGGUUGUUUUUAAUACUACACCAUUAUUAUCGACAUAUUUAGUUGCUUUUAUUGUCGGAGACUUAAAAUAUAUCGAAAAUAACGACUAUGAUGUUCCAAUUAGAGUUUAUGCUACUGAUCAAGCCUCUGCUAAUUUGGGAACUUACGCUGCUAAUAUUGCUGCUAAGUCAUUGAAAUUCUUUGAUUCAAAGUUUGACAUCAAAUAUCCUUUACCAAAGAUGGAUUUGAUAGCUGUAAGUAAAAAUUUUACUUGUUUUUGCCAAAUUUGAAAACUUUUUUUUUCAAUUUUGAAUUUUCAAGGUCUAAGGACUUAGAACAUGUACUAACAAGCACGGAUUCACGAAUUCUCAGCUGGAGCAAUGGAGAAUAUGGGCGCUGUCACCUUUAGAGUUGUUGACUUGUUGUUGGAUCCUGAAAACUCAGAUGUUAAUGUGAAACAAAGAGUGACUGAAGUUGUCAUCCACGAAUUGGCUCACCAAUGGUUUGGUGAUUUGGUUACUAUGGAUUUUUGGGACGGUUUGUGGCUUAAUGAAGGUUUUGCAACUUGGAUGUCAUGGUAUGUGAGUUUUAAGCUGAAUUUCACUUUGAAAGUGGGUUUAAGAUUGGUUGCAAAAUUUUCUGUUUUAGUUGAAAAUUUAUUUUGCAGCCAAAAAUAAUUUUACCAAAGUACAUUACUAACCUUAUUAGGUAUGCUUGUAAUGAAUUUUAUCCAGAUUGGAAAGUUUGGGAAUCAUAUGUUUCAGAUUCUUUACAACAUGCAUUAACAUUAGAUGCCUUAAGGAGCUCACAUCCAAUUGAAGUUCCAGUUAAAAGAGCAGAUGAAAUCAAUCAAAUUUUUGAUGCAAUUUCAUAUUCAAAAGGUUCAAGUUUAUUAAAAAUGAUUUCAAAAUGGUUAGGUGAAGAAGUUUUCAUCAAAGGUGUCUCAAAUUAUCUUAAAACACAUGCAUGGGGAAAUACACAAACUUUAAAUUUAUGGAAAGCAUUAAGUGAAGUUUCAGGAAAAGAUGUUGUUAAAGUUAUGGAUAUUUGGACUAAAAAUAUUGGUUUCCCAGUUGUUAAAGUUGAAGAACAAGAUGAUUCAAUUAAAGUUACUCAAAAUAGAUUUUUAGCUACUGGUGAUGUUAAACCAGAAGAAGAUAAAGUUAUUUAUCCAGUAUUUUUAGGUUUAAAAACUUCACAAGGUUUAGAUGAAUCAUUAGUAUUAGAUGAAAGAUCAAAAACUUUUAAAUUACCUACAAAUGAUGAUUUUUUCAAAAUUAAUGGUGAUCAAUCAGGUAUUUAUAGAACUGCUUAUGAAUCUUCAAGAUGGCAAAAAUUAGGUAAAGCAGGUGUUGAUGGUAAAUUAUCAGUUGAAGAUAGAGUUGGAUUAGUUGCCGAUGCUGGUUCAUUAGCAUCAUCAGGUUUUAUUCAAACUUCGAGUUUAUUAGAUUUAAUUAAAUCAUGGUCAAAUGAAUCAAAUUAUGUUGUUUGGGAUGAAAUUUUAACUAGAAUUGGUUCAAUUAAAGCUGCAUUAAUCUUUGAAGAUGAGGAAAUUAAAGAUGCGUUAAAAUUAUUUACAAGAGAUUUAAUUAGUUCAAAAUUAAAUGAAAUUGGUUGGUCAUUUAAUGAGUCUGAUUCAUUUGCAAAUCAACAAUUAAAAUCUUCUUUAUUUUCAAGUGCUGUUUCUUCUGAAGAUCCAAAAGCUGUUGAAUUUUCAAAAAAUGCAUUUAAAAAAUUUGUCAAUGGUGAUAAAUUAGCAAUUCAUCCAAAUUUAAGAGCAACAAUUUUUAAUUGUAAUGCUAAAUUUGGUAAUGAAGAAACUUUUAAUCAAUUAUUUAAUAUCUAUAAAAAUCCACAAUCAAUUGAAGAAAAAAUUGCUGCUUUAAGAUCAUUUGGUGCUUUCACUGAUUCAAAAAUCUUGGAUAAAGUUACUGGUUUAUUAUUACAAACUGAUAUUGUUAAACAACAAGAUAUUUAUAUUCCAAUGCAAGGUUUAAGAUCUCAUAAAUUAGGUAUUGAAAAAUUAUGGUCAUGGAUAACUACUAAUUGGGAUGAAGUUUAUAAAUUGUUACCACCUGGUUUAUCAAUGUUGGGUAGUGUUGUUACUUUAACUACAUCUGGUUUUACUAAACAAGAACAAAAGAAACAAGUUGAAGAAUUUUUCAAAUCUAAAAAUACAAAAGGUUAUGAUCAAGGUUUAGCUCAAUCUUUGGAUAUAAUUGAAGCUAAAUCUAAAUGGGCUCAACGUGAUACAAAAACAAUUAAAGAAUGGUUGAGUGUUAAUGGUUAUAAUUAG
This is a messenger RNA of Insectozyma verbasci, 2846 nucleotides long. The record is from the annotation of a GenBank genome assembly. NCBI's taxonomy places the organism in Eukaryota, Fungi, Ascomycota, Pichiomycetes, Serinales, Debaryomycetaceae.